GAUCCACCCCAACUUCACUUAGUAUAUAAGGCCCCGGCUCAUCCUUUCAAACACAACGAAUCACCAAAGAAGGAUUACCACUAUCGGAAGAUGAAGUCUGUUAUCUGCCUGAGUCUAGUUUUGUUGGGCUGCGUUUGCGCCCAAAGAAGAGCUCCUCCCCAGCAAUACUCCAACCUCAACCAGGUCCCAAUAGUAUCCUACACCAACGAGCACAACUUCGACGGCUCUUAUUCUUACAGCUACGAGACCGGAAACGGUAUCUCGGCGAAGGAACAGGGUUAUCUGAAGAACCCCGGCCAGAAAGACCUGGAGGCUCAGACCGCCCAAGGAAGCUACACCUACACUGCUCCUGAUGGUCAAGUUAUCACCCUCACCUGGUUCGCCGACGAGACGGGAUUCCACGCCGAAGGUGCUCAUCUCCCUACGCCGCCCCCGGUCCCUGCCGCACUCGCCAGGGCUCUUCAGCAAACAGGACCUCCUCAACAGGCUCAGUUCUUCCAAGGAAAAUAAUUACGAUUCACCGGCUGAUAUGUGAUCUAAUGUACGGUCUAUUUUUGUAUUGUAAUGUAUAUUUUAUAAAUAAAUAAUUAUUAUUUUGAUUUUAA
Messenger RNA from Cimex lectularius (bed bug), 605 nucleotides. RefSeq names its product endocuticle structural glycoprotein SgAbd-2-like. The transcript has 3 exons. Gene Ontology annotation, cellular component: chitin-based extracellular matrix. NCBI's taxonomy places the organism in Eukaryota, Metazoa, Arthropoda, Insecta, Hemiptera, Cimicidae. Gene Ontology annotation, molecular function: structural constituent of chitin-based larval cuticle. The record is from RefSeq and is a predicted model, not a curated record. The coding region runs from base 91 to 510 and encodes 139 amino acids.